AUGAAGAACGGCUAUGCCAAGGCAAUGUCUUUGCUAGAAGAACGAUAUGGGAAACCGUAUAUCAUUGCCACAGCUCACGUGAAAAAGCUGGUUGACGGCCCAGUCAUCAAGCCCGAAGACGGUGAGUCGUUGCAAAAAUUCUCAAUUAACUUAUUAAGUUGUGUAAAUACACUUGAAGAACUUAACUGUAUACAAAAGCUUGACGCACCCGACAAUCUCAGAAAGAUCAUCAGCAAAUUACCUUAUCGCAUACAAUCAUCUUGGCGCGACAAGGUAGAUCAGAUCAUUCAAAAGGAAAAUCGAGAUGUCACCAUUAAAGACAUUGCAGAUUUCGUUACUGCUAAAGCCAGAGCUACCACUCAUCCGGUUUUUGGAGUUAUUGGAUCAAAGGACAAAAAUGUCAAACAAAAUAUCAAAGGCAUCAAUUACGCAGUGGAAGUAGAGACAUUUCAAAGAAAGUGUUCCUUGUGUUCGGGGACGCAUUGGUUGUCUAGGUGUGGCAAAUUUAAGCAAACAUCUGUGCCAGCAAGACUAGAAUUUGUUCGUCAAAAAAGAUUGUGUAUGAAUUGUUUGUCUACUGGACAUUAUGUGGCAGUUUGCCCUAAGCCAAGCUUCUGUAAAAUUUGUACAGAAAAGCAUUCUACAUUUCUCCACCCAACUAAUAAAACUCAAACUGAAACAUCAAAACGUCAACCACAAAGUGUUGGAAAACCAACAUACAUCAACACAGACUCAGGAAAUUCAAGUACCAUUAGCAUGGCUUCUAAAUGUAAAGGACCAGGUGUAAGUUUAGCUGCUGUUCCUGUACGAGUAAGAGCGAAAGGAGGUAACAG
Molecule: messenger RNA, 833 nt
Organism: Anneissia japonica
Lineage: Eukaryota; Metazoa; Echinodermata; Crinoidea; Comatulida; Comatulidae
Exons: 1
Source: RefSeq, a predicted model, not a curated record